This is a messenger RNA of Cokeromyces recurvatus, 921 nucleotides long. RefSeq lists its product as uncharacterized. NCBI's taxonomy places the organism in Eukaryota, Fungi, Mucoromycota, Mucoromycetes, Mucorales, Mucoraceae. The transcript has 3 exons. The record is from RefSeq and is a predicted model, not a curated record. Bases 1 to 921 code for a protein of 306 amino acids.
AUGAUUCGAUUUAGUGAAGAUGUGAUGAUUAAGCCAAGUUAUACAGCAUGGUUUUGGAUAGAAAUAGAAAACCGUCAAUUAUUACCUUUACAAAAUCAAACUCUAUAUCAAGAUGAUUGGCUUGGAUUAAAGUCUUUAGAUGAUAAUCGACGUCUAGAACUUUUAGUAUGUCCAGGGAAACAUGAAGAUCCUAAUGCAUGUCCAGAGACAGACUACAGGAUACCUAUUGAAAGAUUUGCUCAACUUAUAUCCACACAUUGGCACUUUGAUCAUUUAGAUUCAAUCAAAACAAAGACUUAUAAAAUUAUAUCCGAACAAUUUCAAAAGCACAUCUCUAUUUCUAUCAUAGAAUCUAAUUCCCAAUCACUACAACAAAAGGCAUUUAUUCAACCUUCAUCUUCCUGGGAUAUGAUGGAUUUAGAAAUUUUAUAUGCACAGAUAUUUGGUGCAAUACAGGCGCAUACAGAAGGAAGUCUACACCUUGCAUGGGAUCGUCUUGCAGACACAUUAGGUCAACCUGCAUUAGAAUCACAUAUCAAACAAAUUGUAUCCAAUUAUUGCGGAGGAUUAGAUCAUGAUGCCUUGGGUGCAUUUUGUUUAAAACAGAAUGCAACACAACUUUCAACAGACUUUUACAAUUAUAUCGAGUCUCAAUUAAUAGAAGUCUUUAGGACACUCGAUAAUAAUGUAUUGCCUCAAUUAUUAUUAGAUAUCUCCAAGGAUUUGUUAGAUGUUCUCGACUAUUUUAAUAGAUUAUUUUCUUUAAAUGAUAAUCAGCAACUUUAUUUACAAGUUACACCAUGGUCACAUAAUGAUGUAUUUGUGAAAUCUAAAUUGAUGCCUUUAUUGGAAAAAUCUACCCUUAACGACAAUCACUUGUCUGAGUUUUUUUCGAACUAUGCUUGUCUUUCAAGGACUUGA